Messenger RNA from Racocetra persica, 1014 nucleotides. Lineage: Eukaryota; Fungi; Glomeromycota; Glomeromycetes; Diversisporales; Gigasporaceae. The record is from the annotation of a GenBank genome assembly.
UGUGUUGUCUGGACUGACCCAACUGAGGUAAAACAGGCUGUUGAACUAUUACCUCAAUGGGCUGAUAUAGACUUGGAUGAUGCUCUUGAACUAUUGGGUGCUAAUUUUGAGAACCGGUCUGUUCGUGGAUAUGCCGUCAGUCAAUUGAAAAAAGCAGAUGACGAGGAACUGUUAUUAUAUUUGUUACAGCUUGUUCAAGCUUUAAAAUUUGAAAAUAUUAGUGAUAAAUCUAGCACAUCACAUGAAUCUAGCUUGGCGGAAUUCUUAAUUGAAAGGGCGAUUAAAAAUCCCAUUUUAGGGAAUAACUUUUAUUGGUAUCUCAUGGUUGAAUGUGAGGAUAAAGUAGUUGGCAAAAUGUAUGGCAAAAUUUCUUUUCAGUUCAUGAAAGCCAUGAAGGAGAUCCCGACGGGUCUCGAUCGACGAGAUAUACUUCGUCGGCAAGGAGAGUUGGUUGUUGCACUUUCGUCUAUAUCUAAAGAAAUUCGCAUGAUGAAAGAGGCUAGACCUAAAAAAAUUGAAAGACUUAGGGCAAUAAUAUCAGAUCCUAAGAAUGGCUUAUUGCAAUUUCCACCUUUGCCUUUACCACUUGACGCCCGUGUAGAAGUUACUGGUAUAAUUCCAGAAAAAGCCACGGUAUUUAAGAGCAAUUUGUUCCCAUUAAGACUGACUUUUACACUAGCUGAUGGUGGAGAGUAUCCGGUUAUAUUUAAAACUGGUGAUGAUCUUCGUCAAGAUCAACUCGUCAUUCAAAUUAUCACGCUUAUGGACAGGCUUUUGAGAAAAGAGAAUUUAGAUCUCAAAUUGACACCCUAUAAAGUUCUGCCCACUGGUUCAGAUCAUGGUGUGAUGCAAUUUAUCACAUCAUCUUCAUUAGCAAAUGUUUUGAGUGAAUACAAUGGUAGUUUGUUACAGUUCUUGAAAGCACAUCACCCUGAAGAGAAGGCAGUGGGAACAUAUGGAGUUAGUCCUGCUGUAAUGGAUACUUAUGUGAAAAGUUGUGGCAUGUAUCCAUCA